AUGUUUCGCAAAUUUCCUCAGUUGAUGCAGCGACGAGGAUUCUCCUCAACAACAUCAGCAGGCUUUGACAAGGUCGGAGUGAUCGGCCUUGGUUUGAUGGGUCACGGAAUCUGUCAAGUGGCGGCAGCUUCAGGAGCCCAUCAAAGCGUUAUUGCCUACGAACAGGAACAAAGGUUCCUCGAUUCUGGAAAGGAUCGAAUUUUCAAGUCUAUAGACAAACUCGUUCAAAAAGAGAAAAUUACUGCGACGAAAGCAGAAGAGAGUAUGAAUUCCAUCACAUUCACCACAGAUGUUGAUGCCUUGCAAGAUACUGAUUUCAUAGUGGAAGCUGUGAUCGAGAAUAUGGACCUCAAGCGGGAUUUGUACACAAGUCUCGGAAAUAUUUGUAAGCCAGAAACUAUCUUUGCUUCUAACACAUCGUCGUUGUCGAUCACGGAAAUGUCAGAAUUCUCUGGAAGAGAAGAGAAUUUUGUCGGCGUUCAUUUCUUCAACCCAGUACAGUUGAUGAAACUGGUCGAGGUUAUUCGGACGGAGAAGACAGACCCAGAAGUCUUCCAAAAAGCAUAUGAUUGGGUCGGUCAGAUUGGCAAAGUGGCAGUUAGUUGUGGUGAUACUCCAGGUUUCAUUGUCAAUCGUCUCUUGGUUCCGAGCCUGAUGCAGGCCUUACUAAUGGUCGACCGACAAGAUGCUACAGUGAAGGAUAUUGAUAUCAGUAUGCAACUUGGUGCAGGCCAUCCAAUGGGACCUAUUCAUUUGGCAGACUACAUUGGCCUUGAUACGUGUCUGUUUAUUGUCCAGGGUUGGAUUGAGAAGUAUCCCGACGAGCCCUCUUUUGCGCUACCCGGGUGUCUUGUAGAGAAAGUAAAUGCCGGUGAACUAGGACGUAAAAGUGGCAAAGGUUUCUAUCAUUGGGAUGGAGACAAGAGAGGAGAUCCUGUUUGA
Messenger RNA from Cylindrotheca closterium, 942 nucleotides. NCBI's taxonomy places the organism in Eukaryota, Bacillariophyta, Bacillariophyceae, Bacillariales, Bacillariaceae. The record is from the annotation of a GenBank genome assembly.